GCUUCAACAGUGAAGGUCGCGCCAUUAAUCGGCUCAUGAUCUAAUCGAAACGGCUCGGGGAUUUGACACUUCCCACCGAGACGGGAGUAGUGAAGUGGAGGAGCCCCAGCCGCUUCAUCUCCCAUGCAUCGAUCACAAACCUUCCCAUCUUCGCGCUUCAUAAAAAGGGGGAUCUGUCCUGUGCGUUUCCCCGUAUGUAUAAGCCAGCCAGCACGCUCCUCAUUAGUCAUUCCCAGUUCCCAGAGCCACCCCGCACUAGCUCCAUCCAUGUCCAAGAAGAAGUCCAAGAAUCUCCAAAUGGUGCUCAGCGACGGCAACGGCGCGGCCGCGGCCAGCGUCGUGACCGGGAGCGCCAUCGCCGCGUCCUACAACGACCAGAUACGGCCGCUCCUGGACGCCGUGGACCGGCUGCGGCACCUCAAGGUGACGCAGGAGGGCAUCCAGCUCCCGACCAUCGUCGUCGUGGGCGACCAGUCCAGUGGCAAGUCCAGCGUCCUGGAGUCGCUGGCCGGCAUUAGUCUCCCGCGCGGCCAAGGGAUCUGCACCCGCGUGCCGCUCGUCAUGCGCCUCCAGGACGACCCUUCCGCCGACUCCCCCGUGCUGCAGCUGGAGUACAGCAACGGCCGCGCGGUGGCAACCACGGAGGCCAAGGUCGCGGACGCCAUCAAUGCCGCCACCGCUGAGAUCGCCGGCUCUGGCAAGGGCAUUUCCGACGCGCCCAUCACGCUCGUCGUGCGCAAGCGCGGUGUGCCCGACCUCACCCUCGUCGACCUCCCCGGCAUCACGCGUGUGCCCGUCCAGGGUCAGCCCGACGACAUCUACGACCAGAUCGCGAGGAUCAUCAAGGAGUACAUCGCUCCAAAGGAGAGCAUCAUCCUGAACGUGCUCACUGCCACCGUCGACUUCCCGACUUGCGAGUCCAUCCGCAUGUCGCAGCAGGUGGACCGUACAGGCGAGCGCACUCUCGCCGUGGUCACCAAGGUAGACAAGGCCCCCGAGGGCCUUCUCGAGAAGGUCACCAUGGACGACGUCAACAUUGGCCUUGGGUACGUCUGCGUCCGGAACCGCAUCGGUGAGGAGACAUAUGAUCAGGCGCGCGUUGAGGAGGAGAAGCUGUUCAAGUAUCACCCGCUCCUGUCGAAGAUCGACAAGGACAUGGUGGGCAUUCCUGUGCUGGCCCAGCGGCUCAUGCAGAUACAGGCCACCAUCAUCGCCAAGUGCCUCCCCGACAUUGUGAGGCAAAUCAACGACCGCCUCAGCCGCAAUAGCACCGAGCUCGAACAGAUGCCACCUGAUGUUACUAGUGUUGCUGACGCCGUGAAAGAGUUUAUUCGCAUCGUUAAGCAGGUUUGCGGCUCCUUGGAGAAGAUACUGGUGAGGGGCGAGUUCGACGACUUCCCCGACGAUGGCCAUUUCCACGGCACGGCCCGAGUCGCCGAGAUGCUCAACAGGUAUGCAAAGAAGCUGCCGGCAGACGUCCCAAGGCGUGCCAAUGAUCUGUUUCUGAUGGAGGAGAUACGAGUUCUGGAGGAGACUAAAGGCAUAAAUCUCCCUAACUUCCUGCCAAGGUCUGCGUUCCUCGUCUUGCUCAAGAAGAAGGUUGAUACUGUCACGCAGAUACCGCAUGAACUUGCCAACCAGGUCUGGGAGUACGUCGAGGACCUCGUGUUGAAGAUAGUGCAGCAGCACACUGACAAUUUUCCUCAGGUGCAGUCGUCCUGCCGCCGCGCUGUGCAGAUACUGAUGGAGAAGGCACGCGCCCGAUCCGCGCAGCACGUCAAGGAGCUGAUUGAGAUGGAGCAGGUUGCCGAUUACACGUCUAAUCCUGACUACAUGAAGACAUGGUAUGAGAUCAUGGAAGGCCAUGACAGCUUCAUGGAAGCCGUGGCGGACGGCUCCAAGCCAGCCAUUGUUAACCUGGCAGGCUUCGGAGAAGUGGACGUGUCGCACUUGAGGGGAAAAGCCGACAUUGCAGGGCAGGCGUUCGACCUGAGCGCGCGCCUGACCGCGUACUGGAAGAGCAUCGUGCUCCGGCUCGUCGACGGCCUGGCGUUGCAUGUCCUUCUCGGCGUCAAGCGGCUUGUGGAGUCUGACCUCGAGGCGGAGCUCGCCAAUGAGCUGUUGGGAAACAAGCUGGCCGGAGUCGAGCGUAUGCUCUUGCCGUCCCCUGGCACUGCCCCCAAGCGUGAACGCAUCAAGAAGAGCAUCGAGCUGCUUCGUCAAUCCAAGGAGGUUGUCGCAAAUAUUAUGGAUAGGAUCAGUGCUGCAGGUGAAGUUUAGUCCAGGCAGCGCUUGCUUGUUUUGGUUGAUAUCUGGUCCUAUGGAGCCUUUCAGUCUGAACUUUGCUGUGGUGCUUGGUUAGCAUCCAUGUUAUGUUAUGUCAUGCACUUAUUCCUCUCUGAAACAUGGUUUUGUUUAUGUUAUGGGCCUUCUGGUCAUGUCGCUGUUAGCUCCGUCCAAGGUUUUUUACUUAUAUUAUUAUGAAGUUCUAUUCCUCUGAAGCAUGUGAUGUUCUUUUGCAUGGACCUUCUGAAAUGCAAAUUGCCUUAUUUUGUCCAGUUUGCAGUUUUAAAGCGUGGCUUGAGUUUAUCAUUUUUCCAUGAUGGAAGUUCUGGUGGUGCGAGUUGAGAUAAUAAUACAAACAACUUAUAGGAAUAUCUGUAGUUUGCUAUGCAUGUUGAUACACUAUUUAAGCGAGGUGUGACUUAUCCAAACUGAAAUGAAUCGAACUACAUUGGUGACUUAAACAAACUUAAAGGAAUCGAGCAGUAGUACCUAGUUGGAACCUUGAGAAAAUUGUGUUGCACUACUUUGUUUCAAAACACCCAUUUCUGCAAUUUAUUGGUGGUAGAAGGUGACUUACCAGAGUACACAACCCAAACACAA
Molecule: messenger RNA, 2886 nt
Organism: Brachypodium distachyon (stiff brome)
Lineage: Eukaryota; Viridiplantae; Streptophyta; Magnoliopsida; Poales; Poaceae
Product: dynamin-related protein 4C
Exons: 1
Coding region: 124-2280 (718 amino acids)
Cellular component (GO): microtubule; cytoplasm; membrane
Molecular function (GO): GTP binding; microtubule binding; GTPase activity
Source: RefSeq, a predicted model, not a curated record